AGCUCUCCCAGCAUCCAGCACUCUGCCACAGCUGCGCAGCCCUCCCGAGGUCUAAUACCCGCCGGGCCCUUCUCCUGGAAAACUGGCAUAUAAUUCCCCAGUCAGUAGCCAUCUCGGAGUGAGAAUGUAAUAGAAACCGAAGCUCUGGCCAACGAGAUGCACAGCACAGAGCACAGAGCGCAGAUCAUUUUGGAAAAGAAGGAGAUGGCCGAGUCUGAGCAAGCGGAUCCCCCACCCCUCCCAGGGAAGAUGCAAAGAUCGAGCAUCAGAAGAACGGGUGGGUCCGUUUCUAGCAGCGGCAGUGCUGAUCCAAGCUCCCUUGGCUCUGAUAAAGCAUCCUCCUCAGUGCAAGACCCAGAUGCUGGCAGCUUUUCCCAGCCCAGCAGUCCAGGAGAUCUCAUCUACAGCAACAUAGGAGAGAUCCGAGCACACCUGGUACCAAACAAAGUCUGCCGAGGGAGCUCGCCUGGGAGGCUCCCUUCUGACACCAGCUCUGGCUCAUUGCCUCCACCCCUGCCAAAAAAGCUUAGCAGAACCAGCUCGUUGCCCGAGAGGGUGCCCUCUCAUAACUGCCCAGGCAGAGGUGCCUCCUCCCAUACUCUGCAGUACGUCAGCAGUGCCGUGACUGGCAGAAGUGGGGGAUAUUGCUACUCCAGCACUCUCCUGAACAAGGAGAAGCCUCUCAGCUCCAGCCAGUCUAGACCUCCAAGUCAUCCUAAAAGAUACUUGUCCAAGUCCCAAAGCAUGGGUGAACCUCAGCUCUGGGGGAGGCUGAAUAAAACCCACCCUGACCCUUUUCUCAGGAAUAGUCACCUAGAGCACCUGACCUUUACUACACCCGAUAGGGAGCUCCUCUCUUUCUUCAAGGACCUGGAGAACCAAGCAACUGUCUACGAGAAAGUGAUGGGGCGCCAGCUUGUGUCUUUGACCCAUCUCACCACACGGGUACAGGAGAUCCUGGUAGGGAAGGAGGAGGAGCAGCAGCUGGUAGGAACACAACUUGCAGGAAAGAAGUGGGCAGAUUUCAAGCUGCUGGACAAGGAGCCAUGUUGUGAAACAGGAGACGCUUGGUAUUACCGCAUCUGCUGUGCCCAGCAGGUCUUUGCUGCCAAGGUCCAUAAAUGCUACCCCUGCAGUCUCUCCGUACAGACUUCCCUUGAAGCACACUUCAAUAUUCAGCAGGUGUUUGGCCACUUCAUCGAUUCUCUCCCUAAGGAUGUCAUGCCUGCAAAAAGCCCUCAGAAGCUGAGCCAGUUCUGUCCUAAUGAACAGGAGGAAGAUGUAUGUACCAGUAGUUCCCCCAGUGUCUCACCUCAUCUUGCCCAGGUGGUCAUCUCUCCUGAGAUUCCUUUCCAAACGCUGGCUGAUUUUGUGAAGAAAUCUCAACAUCUGCACAGCUCUAGCCCUGGUCACUAUGAACGCCUGGCUUGCCUCCUCCUCCUGCAGUUGUGCGCUGGGCUUGAGUAUCUCAAGAAGCAAGAAGUUCUUCACUACAACAUCUGCCCAGAGAACCUGCUCUUGGUGCUCUGUCCAUCUCCUCCCCAGGGCCAGCAGGACAGAGAUCUGACCCCGGAGCUGCUACUUCCAAGGUUACUCAUCAGCAAUUUCUCCAAAACUGUACGAAAAACAAGACCCGCACUUCAGACCCAAGAAUCAGAUCGGGUCCAAAAUACAGAUGAGCUCCAAGUAGUCCUCUUGAUCUAUGAGAUCUUGCAUGCAGCCGACUCCUUGGAGAAGGCUUCAGGGCUCCGGUGGGAUGACCUGCCCACCAUCCCAGCCCUGUCCAUCUAUUCGCAAGGGCUCCAGCAGCUGGCCACCCUGCUUCUUCAUCCAGACCGCCACAGGAGAGCGUCUCUCCAGCAAGCGAAGAGCAUUCUGCAGAUCUUGCUGUGGGGGCCACGCCAGGAGCUCUUUGCCAGGAACCCAAUGACAGACGUCUUGCUCCAGAACUGGAUCGACAUUAAGAGGACACUGCUGCUGCUGAAGUUUGCAGAAAAGUUGACAGAGGCAGAGGUGACGCUGAGUCUGGAGGAGUGGCUGUGCUGUCAGUACUUGAAAGAGAUCACCACAUAUACCCUACACCCAGUGGUCAGGAUCCUGUAUGCAUUAUAAAGCCAGGUAGCAUUUCAAGACCCCUCAAGACCAACGGGAAGGGUUAACACUUUACGUCUCAGUUAUGAAAUACGUGGAUUUACUGGGCUCAAAGGCAUAUCGCAGGCCUUCAAUUCUUCUAAAGAUACACCGAGCAGCAAUUAGCUGGUGGGAGGAGCAGGGGUCAUUAGACAUACGGGACUACAGUGCUGCCUAAAAGUGAAGUUUCUACGAUGCCUUAACUAAGACUAGAGGUAUCUUGGGUCAGGCUGCCGCUCUGUAUCACCCCUCCGGGAAGCAACUGGCCUGCCUGUUCCUAGCCCGCAGACGUAAUGCGCUGCCCGGGUAACUCGCCCACAGCCUCCCUUCCUACUCCUUAGGAAGGGAGGAGUA
Molecule: messenger RNA, 2484 nt
Organism: Alligator sinensis (Chinese alligator)
Lineage: Eukaryota; Metazoa; Chordata; Crocodylia; Alligatoridae
Product: pseudopodium-enriched atypical kinase 1-like
Exons: 4
Coding region: 157-2112 (651 amino acids)
Biological process (GO): protein phosphorylation
Cellular component (GO): actin cytoskeleton; focal adhesion
Molecular function (GO): protein kinase activity
Source: RefSeq, a predicted model, not a curated record